Phytophthora infestans T30-4 is the source of this 1129-nucleotide messenger RNA. RefSeq lists its product as uncharacterized. Gene Ontology annotation, biological process: nitric oxide catabolic process; cellular response to nitrosative stress. Gene Ontology annotation, cellular component: intracellular anatomical structure. The transcript has a single exon. Lineage: Eukaryota; Oomycota; Peronosporomycetes; Peronosporales; Peronosporaceae. The coding region runs from base 75 to 941 and encodes 288 amino acids. The record is from RefSeq and is a predicted model, not a curated record. Gene Ontology annotation, molecular function: heme binding; FAD binding; oxygen binding.
AUCAGGUGCAGGAAGCGAGGGGGGUCGUGGUAAAAGUCGGCAGGAGCUCCUUUUUGGUUCUUUGGUCUCUCGCCAUGGGUUCCAAUGCAUCACGCGGUGGGCCGCCUGCACCUGCCGAGUCGAAGAAGGUAAAGCCACCGAAAAAAUUCCCGUACUCUGAUGUUCGCCUCAUGAAAAAGUACCUGGUGUCUUUCGUCUACUACGAGAAAUCGACGGAGGAGCUCCGACGGAUUGCAGCACAGCACUGGGACAAAGUGUUCAAGGACGCACCGCCGCAGCGCAACGUCACUGCAUCUACCACCGCGAGUGCACACAAGGAAGCCAAGCACAUUACCAAGGCCCAGAAUAACAAGAUCACUGAGCUCUACGACGUUUUCUAUGCCUAUCUGGAAGAGCACGGUGGUGACCUAAAGCACGUCUUCCGCUCGUCUAUGCAUGUCCGCGGUCGCGUUCUGGUUCACAUCAGUGCUGGUAUGCGUACCAUGCUAGCAUCCGAGAACAUCUCGGAGAAGAUUCUGGCGCUGACCAAGACACACCGCCGAUUCGGUGUUAAGCUCGAGCACUACGACUGUGUCGGUCGCGCUCUCUUACAAGCGAUGGAAAAAACGUCGGGCGAGAACUGGAGUCCAGAGAUUGAAGAUGCCUGGAGGAGAAUGUUCUCGCACUCGAGUGUGAUCCUUAUCCGCACGCAGAAGAAGACCGAGAAGCAAGCCAACAAGGAUUCCAAGCGGGCAGCUAAGGAGAAGGAGAAAUUCACAAUGACGGGUAUUGGUCCGUCCUCGAACCUCGUGAUCACCAAGACAGGCCGUGUCAACAACCUUUACAAAAUGAUGACCUCAAUUCGCAGCAGCAGAAGGGAAGGCAUUAGUAAGAACAGUGCCAACGUCACCGGGAGCGCAAGUGAACGGGACAACGAGCCUCGAAAGCCUGCACACUCAUAACGAUUGUUCAAAGGUGAUGUUAACCACAGUGAAAGUGCUGUCACCUCGAAUAGAGUUAAGAGGUAAUCGAUUAUGAAAUGAAUUUACUGUAAAAUUGUAGAAAUUUUUCAGUUCGCUUUCAUUUUAGUCCGACAUGUUUCCGCUUCGUCUCCUACUGAAGCUACCACUCGGGCUUGGACGAACCGGUU